Messenger RNA from Dermacentor silvarum, 1470 nucleotides. Its product is annotated as facilitated trehalose transporter Tret1. Gene Ontology annotation, molecular function: transmembrane transporter activity. NCBI's taxonomy places the organism in Eukaryota, Metazoa, Arthropoda, Arachnida, Ixodida, Ixodidae. Gene Ontology annotation, biological process: transmembrane transport. The transcript is spliced from 5 exons. Bases 4 to 1470 code for a protein of 488 amino acids. Gene Ontology annotation, cellular component: membrane. The record is from RefSeq and is a predicted model, not a curated record.
AGCAUGGCCAGUGCGCUGACGCCGCUUUCGGCAAUGAGUAGCGAGGGGAGCCAAUACUCGCCUUCAUCGCCAAGCAACGCGGCCAUGGCGGCACUGCGUCGCUGGCGGCCGCCGGUCAAGGGUGGCUCGCCUCUCGAAGACAACGACCUGCCGCCGCCCUGUGGUCUGCACGAGCGGGCCAUGCUGAUAGCCUGCCUGGGAUCGUGCGCCGCUGGCACGACACUGUCCUACACGUCGGCAGCCAUGCCUUCCAUCGAGCUCGAGCCCUGGUACCAGCUGCAGAAAACCGCGCCCGCGAACGGGUGGGUCGCCGACGUCCUCUUGCUUGGUGCAACCGGAGGGGCACUUCUGUCGGGAAUCCUGGUUCCCUUGGCGGGCCACCGAAGGACUCUACUGCUGUCUGCCUUCGGCCUGCUUUGUGGCUGGAUCUGCCUCAUUGCUUCCAAUAACGUCAUCAUGCUGAUGGUCAGUCGUGUCGUGAGCGGACUCUGGUUAGGCGCCUUGGCCUGCUGCUCCAGCCUUUAUGUGACCGAUGUGGCUCCUCCCAAGAAAAGGGCGUUCUUCGGUGGAUUGAGCGAGGUAGCAAUGAGCGUAGGAGCAAUGACAGCCUGCUUUCUUGACGGCGUCAAGUGGGAGUUCCAGGCUUUCCUUUGCGCAUUGUGGCCGCUGGCUGUGUUAGCCUUUCAGCAAUACGUGAUCGAGAGUCCGCGCUCUUUGAUAGCCAGAGGACGUCGCCAGGAGGCCAACGUCGCGGCUUCUCGGCUCUACGGCAUGGACCUGCCCCCCGAGCUAAGGCAGAAGAAGGAUGGACAGGUGCCCGGUCCAGUUCAUUGGCUGAACAUGAGCCGGAUGGUGUCUGCCUGCCUGCUGCUGUUCUUUCUGCAGAACCUGUCACUCAUCCAGCUGUUCCAGCUCAGGGCCCUGCAAGUCAGCGGCUACCUAAUUGGAAUGUCUUACGGGAACAUGAUGGCAUUGCUCCUGUUCGCCGGUCAAACCGUUCUCGCUGGCCUAUUUGCGGCGCAGACACACCUGAUCGGUCGUCGGUGGCUCCUGGGCGCCUCGGCUGUUCUCGUCACUGUGGCACAUUUUACGUUAACGCCGCUAGAGUACCUGGUGUUAAGCACGUGGACCGUUGAGAAAAGGAGCGAACCGACAAACUGGCGCGGCGUGAUGUCCAUCGUUACCCUGGUGCUCACCUACUCAUUCGGACUGUGCCACUUGCCGCCUCUGCUGACCGGCGAACUGGUGCCGCUCCGAAUACGCUACUUAGGCUCCGCGGUCAUCUGGGCGACGCGCUGGAUCGUCAUGUUCUUGCUGGUGCAUUUUGACGGCAGCCUGCUGGCAGCCAUGCAAACCAGACAGACUUUCCUCGCGUUUUGCCUCGUAUAUGUGCUCACUGCCUGCGUCACGGUUGCCCUAAUUCCCGAGACAGAAGGCCGUUCCCUCGUUGACAUCGCUAAAGACGAGUGA